Linepithema humile (Argentine ant) is the source of this 3811-nucleotide messenger RNA. RefSeq names its product embryonic polarity protein dorsal. Gene Ontology annotation, biological process: non-canonical NF-kappaB signal transduction; positive regulation of transcription by RNA polymerase II; innate immune response. Gene Ontology annotation, cellular component: cytoplasm. Gene Ontology annotation, molecular function: RNA polymerase II cis-regulatory region sequence-specific DNA binding; DNA-binding transcription factor activity, RNA polymerase II-specific. Lineage: Eukaryota; Metazoa; Arthropoda; Insecta; Hymenoptera; Formicidae. The record is from RefSeq and is a predicted model, not a curated record.
AUGCUGCUAUCAGUUUUAAUAUUGCCGAUGAUGUGACCAGAUAUUGCCAUUCAGAAAUUUGGGUAAAAGUUUCAGAGAUUUUACUUUACAAUCUGUAGGACCAUCUCCACAAUUGUACAGAAAAAAGACAAAUGCACAGAUUUGAAUGUUACAUCCUCCUUCCUGGCUGCCCCAUCACAAACGGGACGCAGGUAGUCGCCUGAAAGAUGAAGAGAGAAACAGAGCGAAGCAAUGGAAAAGGACUGCGACGGAUGGCUGAGAGCAGGAGGUUGUUGUAAUGUUACACGAAGACCAGCGAGGAUGCCGAAGUGGAGCGCAACUACGCGAUUAAGUUGAACGAUUGUGACUGCGUGCAGAAACUGCAUCAUCAUUCCAUGAGCAGCGGCACCGAGACGGCCUCGACUGGCCUCGGCUGCGCCGCGCGUGUGCGAGAGAUCUUCCGCCCACUACGUCGUUUCCCUCUACCUCCGGCACGUCGGCCAGAGCCAGUCGGUCUGAGUCAGUCGACGCUCGUGGAAUCGCCGGACGGAAUCACGCGCGGCGUCAGCGAUAGCGCGGUUGUGACGAAAGCGCGUAAUUCCCGCGUAGCGGGGCCGCCUGCGGCUAAUUUUUCCUGCCUGCCUGCCUGACUACCUGCGUCGCAGGGAAAGGACCUUGUUGUGCAGGACCGUUUCGUUGCUCUUUUUUCUCGUCGCCGUCACGAUUCCGCUGACACGAACAACGCGUCGCGCACAGUGCGAGAGUACGCAGCGCUGGGUCCAAAAGUAUCUCAGCAUGUUUUGUGCAGCAGAUGGAUAAAGCGCAAUAUAUACCAAAUAUAUACAGUCAUGGAACAGUACAAUGGUAUGAGUGAUGGGAAUAUUAAUAUAAGUGAUAUUAUUGAAGCCAUCCAAACCACAGAUCCUGUUUCUAUGGCCACUAUAGCGAUGGACAACGAACAUGUUCAACAGUACGUUGAGAUUUUAGAGCAGCCUGCCAGUAAGGCUCUACGGUUUCGCUAUGAGUGUGAAGGCAGAUCGGCUGGCAGCAUUCCUGGAGUCAACAGUACACCGGAGAACAAAACCUUUCCUAGUAUACGAAUUGUAGGCUAUAAAGGACGUGCUAUGGUGGUUGUGUCCUGCGUGACAAAGGACGCACCGUACAGACCUCACCCUCAUAAUCUUGUCGGCAAGGAAGUAUGCAAGCAGGGUGUUUGUACAGUAGAAGUUCCGGCAGGUAACAUGGUUGUGACUUUCUCGAAUCUAGGCAUUCAAUGUGUAAAGAAAAAGGACAUCGAAGAAGCUCUCAAAGUGCGUCAGGAAUUACGAGUGGACCCCUUUCGAACUGGCUUCGAACAUAGGAGACAUCCUACUAAUAUAGAUCUCAACGCGGUGAGAUUGUGUUUCCAAGUAUUUUUGGAAGGCUCGCAGAAAGGAAAGUUUAAUAAACCAUUACAGCCUAUUGUGUCCGAUCCUAUUUAUGAUAAAAAGGCCAUGUCAGAUCUUGUAAUUUGCAAACUGAGCCAUUGUAGCGCAUCAGUCGCUGGUGGGCUGGACAUGAUUUUGCUUUGUGAAAAAGUUGCUAAGGAAGAUAUAAAAGUGAGAUUUUUCGAGGAGAGGGACGGACAAUUAGUUUGGGAAGGAUUCGGUGAAUUUCAACCGACGCAUGUACAUAAACAAACGGCUAUUGCAUUCAAAACACCAAGCUAUCGCCCGCAGCAAGUGGAGGACGUGGUGCAGGUUUACAUCCAGCUUCAAAGGCCGUCGGACAACGCUACGAGCGAACCGCUACCGUUUCAGAUGUUACCUCUCGGUACAGGUAGGCCUGCUUUCUGGUCUUUGCGGAAAGCAUUCGCGAGAAAGAAGGCAGAUUACAAUACCUUCAGUAAAAUCUUCUCUACGGAGAGUGCUCUUCUUACCAAUGUAGCUCCAAAGUUCCCUCGUAAUAUCGACGAGUUCAAUAAUAACGAGUUUGACGCGAAAAGAUCGAGCAACAAAAUCUCUGCAUUGCGCGCUUUGAACGACUUGUACAAUGUAAAGAAUCACGCGGACUUGUGUAACGGCGAUUUGAAGGCGACGAUUAAUUCUGCGCAGAAUGUAGACAGUAUCGCGAGAAAUGCCAUUUUGAAUUACGAGAAUAACGAAGCGACGAUAAUUCCUGAAAGAAACGCGGGCGAUAACAAAGAAAUUGACAAAUUGUAUAUUCUUGGCAGUAACAAUGUACAGAACAAUACCUUCGCCGGCGAUUAUAAAGACGGAACUGUCGGUGCCGCGAGAUCCAACGCACAGAAUGGCAGUACAUCCGCACCGAAGAAUAAUUCGAGAAACAGAUCCGAUUGGUUCGAUUACUCCGAAAUCGGCAAGUGGGUGCAGAAAGGGCAGGAGUGUCUGAAGGAGAAGAGCGGCGAGGAAAUUAAGAACAAUGAAUUUCUGUCGCAAGUGGCCGAGCUCGAUCAGAUUUACGCCGAUACGCACAACAAACUGAUACAAUCCGCCACGGAGACGGGCGCGAAUCCGCAGAUGAUGGACGUCGACGUCUGCGACAAUCAGACUUACACCAGUCUGCAGAUGGCGAUGAAGAAUCCGAUCGAGCUGUUCGACAUCGCCGACGACAGGAAGUACGAGGACGUGGCCGUUCCGAAGCAGGACGCCGAGAUGCCCGCGGCGUCGCCGACGCUGGCGUCCAAGAGGGACGUGACUCGCGAGGCGGAGGAGAGACUGCCGCCUCUGCCGCCGAAACGGAUACGCAAGAUGCCGUCGAUGCCGCUCCUGCCGCGUCCCAUAUCCGCUCAAACGCUCGCCGACGCCCCCGUCGAGGCGCCGAACAAGAAUCUGCCGUCCUUGCCCGGCACUCUGCCCAAGCACGCGAAACAGGGCCUCUUCUCGAAGCUGUUCGCCAAAAAGAGCAAGAAGGACGGCAAGUGCUCGUCGCCGGAUCUCAACAGCGAUUCCUCGCUUAAUAACUUGCUGAAGAGCGCCGCGCAGGACGCCGCGGAGCUGCAGCUUCCGCGUUCCAGCAUGACGAGCGUCACGAGCGUCAAGUCGCUCAAGCUGGACGACGAUGAGAUGUACGGCGCGGAUUUAACCGAAGCCGAGCACUACGCUCUGUACACCACAAUGGCGCCGCACGCGACCGCCUCGGAGUUCGACGAAAUGUCCUUCUACUACAGCCUGGUCGAAGGCGGAAAGAUACUGAUGGAAGCGAAAGAGACUUAAGCCACUUGUUUGAUUGAGAUUUUUUUACAUACUGCCAAUUGAAAAUUGAAAGUAACUCAAUAUUUGUCUGCGGAAGGAGUAUUGUUUUGAAUCUGCCUUGUCGAAAUGUAAGGAAUAUUGUCUCGCAUUGCAACUGAUCUUUUGCUGACAGCUCUUGUUGUAAGAAAUUUACAGAGUUUUGAUGACUCGUGUUUAUAAAGAUACGUCUGUAUCGUUAGACCAAAGAUUUUUUUUUUUUUUUAAAGGAAUAGAAAAAUGAAGAAUCUCUAUUUCUUGAUUGCCACGUAGAAUGGAUCGAUUCUUGCUGUAAUAUCGAUGCAUUUACCUAAGCGUGCAGAGUUCUAGUCUAGUCAAAGCGCAAUUUGUUAUCUUUCACUUAAUAUAUAUAUAUACUCUUUUAACGGUUUUUACAAGUGAUUUAUAAGCUCUCAGUAAUUGUUAUUUAUUAUCGAGUAGUCGUUCUUUUUUCUAGUCAAGUUCUACGCUGUUACAUUUUCGUAUACUCUCAAUGUGCGUUGCUUUGCUAUCUGUUGUUACGUUUUACAUGAUAUUACGAGUUUAUACGAUUGAAUUUUUCCUUCAGGUAUCGUUAUAGACUGCUAAUCUUAAAAAAAAAA